UCACUCUUUUGCAUCAAAUAUUAAUCUAGAAUUCAUUCAUCUCUUCAAUCUUUUGUAUUCACACAUUCUAUUUAUUAUUAACUCAUUUAGAAACACAUUCUUUACCAAGAAAGAUGGAGAACUUCCCAAUUAUCAACUUGGAAAAGCUCAAUGGAGCUGAGAGAUCCAACACCAUGGAAAUGAUUAAAGAUGCCUGUGAGAACUGGGGCUUCUUUGAGUUAGUGAACCAUGGGAUUCCACAUGAAGUAAUGGACACUGUGGAGAAAUUAACAAAGGGGCAUUACAAGAAGUGUAUGGAACAGAGGUUUAAAGAAUUGGUGGCCAGCAAGGGUCUUGAAGCAGUGCAAGCAGAGGUUACUGAUUUGGAUUGGGAAAGCACUUUCUUCUUGCGCCAUCUUCCUGGUUCUAACAUCUCUCAAGUACCCGAUCUUGAUGACGAAUACAGAGAGAUCAUGAGAGAUUUUGCUAAAAGACUUGAGAAGUUGGCUGAGGAGUUACUGGACUUGCUCUGUGAAAACCUUGGGCUUGAAAAGGGUUACUUGAAAAAGGCAUUUUAUGGAUCAAAAGGUCCCAAUUUUGGGACUAAGGUGAGCAAUUACCCACCAUGCCCCAAGCCCGAUUUGAUAAAGGGACUCCGCGCUCAUACAGACGCUGGUGGCAUAAUACUUCUAUUCCAAGAUGACAAAGUGAGCGGCCUUCAACUCCUCAAAGACGGACAAUGGAUUGAUGUUCCUCCCAUGCGCCACUCUAUUGUGGUUAAUCUUGGUGACCAACUUGAGGUGAUCACCAACGGAAAAUACAAGAGUGUGAUGCACAGAGUUAUUGCUCAAACAGACGGGACUCGAAUGUCACUAGCUUCGUUUUAUAAUCCAGGAAAUGAUGCAGUAAUCUAUCCAGCACCAACUUUGGUUGAGAAAGAGGAAGAGGAAAGCAAACAAGUUUACCCAAAAUUUGUGUUUGAUGAUUACAUGAAGUUAUAUGCUGGACUCAAGUUUCAGGCCAAAGAGCCAAGAUUUGAAACCAUGAAGGCCAUGGAAGCAGAUGUGAAAAGUGAUCCGAUUGCAACUGCUUAGAUUCCAAUUUAAUUGGAAAGAUGGAGUUUGAAAAGAAAAUGAUUCGUUUUAGAAGUUUUACUAAUUAAACCUUGUCAUAUAUACACAUUAUUUCCUCUUCUUUUGUAAGGUAGAAUCAAGCUAUUCAAAAUGAUUGUGAUUUGCUCCAUAUGUAGGAGUAAAGGUUGUAUAUCAAAACAAAUUAGCAAAUAAAUGCUGCCUUUUAGGGCGAGGUUAUAUAAAUAA
Lycium ferocissimum is the source of this 1298-nucleotide messenger RNA. RefSeq names its product 1-aminocyclopropane-1-carboxylate oxidase 3. The coding region runs from base 114 to 1073 and encodes 319 amino acids. Lineage: Eukaryota; Viridiplantae; Streptophyta; Magnoliopsida; Solanales; Solanaceae. The transcript has 4 exons. The record is from RefSeq and is a predicted model, not a curated record.